This is a messenger RNA of Parascedosporium putredinis, 1644 nucleotides long. The record is from the annotation of a GenBank genome assembly. Lineage: Eukaryota; Fungi; Ascomycota; Sordariomycetes; Microascales; Microascaceae.
AUGGAUAACUCUAAAGAAGUCAUCAUCAUUGGCGGCGGUAUAUCCGGCCUGGGAAUGGCUGUCCAACUCAAGCGUUUGCUUGGACACAAUAACUUUACAAUCUACGAAAAGUCCGAUAAUAUCGGCGGCACUUGGUGGCACAAUCGAUACCCGGCGUGUGCCUGUGAUAUCCCCAGCCAUUUCUACUCCUACAGUUUCGCAUUGAAGCCAGACUGGACAACUACCUAUCCCGCACGGGAUGAACUCCACGAAUAUUUUUACUCGGUCGCGCAAAGAUUCAACAUUCUUCCCCACUGUCGCUUCAACACAACCUGUACCGGACUAGUGUGGAAUGAGGAGACUGCGCGUUGGGUCUGUACGUUUGAGAACACUCUCACUGGCGAAAAAUUUAUUCAUGAGGCUCCUGUUGUUGUUAGCGCUAUCGGGACACUGGAUAGGCCGCUCAUACCUGAGAUUGAGGGUGCGGAUACCUUCGAGGGCAAGAUGUUCCACAGUGCCCGGUGGGACGAUUCCCUCGAGACGACAAAUAAGAACAUUGUUGUCCUGGGCAAUGGUGCCUCGGCCACUCAGUUCGUCCCCGAACUUGUCAAAGCUACUGCGCCGAAGGGCAAGGUAACCCAAAUUGUUAAAAGUGCGCAUUGGUGGACUAAGAGAGGAAAUCCUACAUACUCCGAAUGGUGGAAGUUUGUUAUGGCACAUGUCCCAUUCGCAGCUCGUCUUUACCGUAUACACUUGGCGUGGCAGCUGGAGUCUGUGUUCUACUCUUUUCUAAUGACCCCAAGCGGAGCCCGGAUGCGACAAAAGAUUCGUGACGACACGACUAAGUUCAUCAUGGAUGAUGCCCCCGCUCAAUAUCGCGCCAUUCUCAUGCCCGACUAUGAGCCUGGAUGCAAGCGACGCGUAAACACUGCAACCUAUUUCAAGGCACUCCAUUCUCCAAACAUGGACCUGACAAAAGACAGGGUCAUCAAGAUCUUGCCUCGCCAUGUUGAGACCGUCGGCGGAGAGAAGUAUCCCGCCGAUGCCAUCAUCUUUGCAACUGGUUUCCUGACCCAGAAGUGGCUGUACCCUAUGGAAAUCAAGGGGAUUGGUGGCCAGGAUAUGCAAGACGUUUGGAAUGCCAAAGGCGGUGCUGAGGCAUACAAGGGCACUGUCGUUACCGGAUUUCCUAACUUCUUUAUCCUAUACGGCCCCAACGCUGCUACGGGCCAACACUCAGUCAUAUUCCACUCCGAGUGUCAGAUCAACUAUUCCUGCCGCCUUCUUCGGCCCGUUCUUAAGGGACAAUCUCCCGCUGACUAUAUCAUGGUAAGACCUGAAGCGCAGCACCGAGAUCUCAACUGGGUUCAAAGUAAACUACAAUCCUUAGUUUUCAACAGUGGAUGCCAGAGCUGGUGGAUGGAUCCAGCAACGAAGAAGAACACCUUUAUAUACCCCGACCCCAUGUUCAAGUACUGGCUUAGAACAAUCUUCCCGGUUUGGUCCGACUUUGAGUUGAGAAGACCGUAUCAGCGGGGAUCCAGUUCCAAGCUCAAAGUACUGAUGACUACAGUCCUCAGCAUAGGUGUGACCGGCCUUGCUGCCAAGUGGCUCAUGGAGCCGAGAGGAUGGACCUGGGCGGCUGAUAUUUUGACCAUAAAAUAG